GACAGUGUCUCCUCGGUGUGAACGACACCAUAUCUGACAUGGUGGGCUACAGCUUCUUCAACAUCUUGAGGGUGCCCUGCUUCAACCUCGUCCGACAGAAACACUGCACGGAAAAGUCCUGGUGGGGAAGGUGCAAGGUUUCCAAAGAGGCCCCCUAUGCUGUCUUCCAAAAGUCUUUGAGUUACAACACAUCAGUCGUCGCAAGCAAACCUGCUGCUGUCCCCAGCAAAGGUGUCCCCGCCGCUUGCAUAGAGGGCUGUUUACCGACGAACCCAAAGAGGAGACCCAAGGUCAAACCCACAGACACGUCUGCUCCGACAGCUGCUCGGUGUAGGCCUAGAGAGCCACCGAGAGGGGAUACUUUCCAACCCAGGAGGAGGGAGGGGAAAGCCUGCCGCAAAAGCAGGAAACAACAUGUGACAGUAUCCGUCCCAAAGCAGCAGACCCCAUCGGGUGUACGCACCACUCCUGCAACCUCAUUACGGAAGAGGCCGCGGGUCGGAGCGCAGUCGGGAACCACCAGAGUUGCUUCUGGGGUCGGCGUCUCAGGUAGUAAAAAUAUUGCUGCUGGGUUGGGGGAGGCAUACGCAAGCUUGGCUACAUCAAAGGCGAUGCCCAGGGCGGAAACCAACUCCACACCUUUACCACGGACCACCGUUUCUAAUCCAGAGGUUAGGGUUGCCACAGGGACCACCAUCAGCCCCAAACGUCGGAAGAACGUGCAAAUGAAACCGCGGCGCUGUUCGACUGGGCCGUAUGUCAUCAAAGGCAGACGCAAUCACCCGCGGCGUAAACCUUGUUUGGAAAAAACGGCACUGCCUCACAAAGCAGCUACUAAGAUACCCUUGACAGUUGAAACUGGAUCACCAAGGCAACUGAAAACCGGGGAGAAACAGAGGCCCCAUAGAACGGCCGCGGCAGCGUCAACUACAACGCUAGAGACCCCACCAGCUCUCCCUUCUACGAUUCUGGGAAUAAAAACAUCUGGGAUCCUGAGUGGAAAUAAAGACUCGUUCUGGGAUAAUGGCAACCCUCCAAGGAAUGCAAAUAAAGCACUUGCAGACACUGAUUUAAUAGCAGGUGCUGGAGAAACCCUUCUUAUGUUGGCCUGCUCUGUCAUGUGA
This is a messenger RNA of Gadus morhua (Atlantic cod), 1124 nucleotides long. RefSeq lists its product as uncharacterized. Gene Ontology annotation, molecular function: A2-type glycerophospholipase activity. The record is from RefSeq and is a predicted model, not a curated record. The transcript has 2 exons. The coding region runs from base 39 to 1124 and encodes 361 amino acids. NCBI's taxonomy places the organism in Eukaryota, Metazoa, Chordata, Actinopteri, Gadiformes, Gadidae. Gene Ontology annotation, biological process: phospholipid metabolic process; arachidonate secretion.